UCGGCACAACUCCCACAUAAACGAUCUUUCCCGUACAUCUCCUGUACGCCAUUCGCCGUACUUCCGGCUGUGACGUGAAACAUCCACGACGUGUCGGGUGUUUUAAUAAUGACGGAACCCUAACCCUCCUCCUCCUCCUCCUCCUCCCCCUCCUUCAGUCGUCCUCGGUCGUGAUUGGCCGCCCUCCGCGGGGUUGAGGAGCUCCACAGCUCCCGGGACGUCGUGGCGCGGACAGGCCGCGGAGCAGAGCAGUUAUCCGGGGGAGCCGAGGAGACGUCGUCGGAGGCAGGCGGUUCCAGCUUAGCGGGGCGGACUGGCUGUUAAAAAAGACGCUCGGCGGGCGCUCGCUUCUGCUCACUCGUGUCGUGUCGUCGUCGUGGGAGAGGAAGCUCUCAUCCCCGGUGUGGAGGCUGAGCUAAGCGGUCUGCCUUUGCUGUGUGCAUCCAGUCAGCCAUGAUGUCUGUACAAACCCCUCCCCUCUCCCGUUCGGGCUCCUCCCCCUCCAAUGUGGGUCUGUCCAACCGCGGCGGUCCUUCUGCCACCCCUCCCACUUCCCUCAGCCUGCGCUCCUCAUACAACCAGCUGCUCGGGCGCGAUGUCAUCAAGGAGUCCGUCAACACAGAGAGCGGAGGUUCGGCCACUUUGCCCAAGAGCCGUCAGAGAUACACAAUGACGAGCGUUCGAAGCGUCAUGGGGAUAAGCGAUAACUUGUCAUCUAAAAAUCAACCAGCUAGCAGGGGCAGAGGCCUCCCCACUAAGUCCUCAUCCAGUUCAGCCCUCUACUCCUCGUCCUCCUCAUCUUCACUCUUCAACACGACCAACCCAAAACUGGCCAAGAAUGGGGCCAACCUGCAGAGGCGUGCUGAGAGUCAGCAGCAGGAGCUGAGCAAAUUCCACAAUGAUCCCAUGGACAACUCCAACUCUGACUGGCCCGAGUUUGAAAAGGACAACUCGCAGCUUCCACCAUUCCGAAGAAGGACAAAGAGCUUCUUGGAGUACCAUGACAAGGGUUGGGACCUGAGCUGGGGAAACAAGGAGAACAAUGAGGAGAAGAAGCAGCAGCAGUCUUUCCCCGAGAAAGAGCAGCCAAGCCCGGUCAAGGAGAGAGAGAGUCAGAAGGAAGAGAAGACCAGCAGCAAGGAAGAGACUGUGCCAGAGGUGGAAGAAGAGGAAGAGGAUGAAGACCAAACACCACCUGCAAGACAGCCCCUCUUACCUGUAGUGGUGGAAGCCCCGCUUUGCUCCUCCUCUUCUUCAUCUACCAACAGCCCAGAGUGGGAAGCAGACAACCAAAUGCACAAUCAGGCUACAGCCCAGGUCCGAGAGGAGCACUGCGUCCAGUUGCUGGGAAGUCCGAGGAGUCCCGCAAAGCCUCCUCGGAGCUCCCAGCCCAGGGUGAUAAAGGUUGAGCUGCACCCCAACAAUGAGAACCAGUUCCUGCAACAGUACCCUCCGUCCUCCCCUAAGCAGUCCAGGUCCAGUGAGAGGAACACCCUGACAAGGAAUCGGGCUCCCCCUCCUGCCAUGCCUGAUCCCCAACCAGAGAUGGGUCUCCCAAAAGUCAGCUUAAGAAUGGAUCUGACUCCUGAUACGCCAUCAGAAGAUGAAGACUCCAGCUGGACCACCCUGUCCCAGGAGUCACCCACACCUCAAAGUCCACAAGAGACAGUAGCAGAUGUUUGGGGUGAGGGGGACCUACCCCCAGGCUGGCGGGAAAUCUCCGACUCAUCAGAGGUCUACUUCUGGCACAUACCCACCGGCACCACUCAGUACCACCGACCUGUUGCCUCCAGCACUCAGCCCAGCUGUGCCGACCAGGAGCCCGAGGCGGAGAACAAACCGCAACAGGAGACACACCACUCACUAAAACCACCCAACGAGCGUCCCAGCAGUCUCGUCUCAGACAGUUCCGUUGAAGCCGUCCCCUCCCCUUCUGGCUCAUCCCCCACCUCCCUCUCCUGCAGCCCCACCAAUGAUGUCAUCUCUUCUGCACUGAAUCUCAGCAGCGCCACCUGCACUGUCAAUGAGUUAAAGGACUAUUCAAUUUAUCCUGACCCCAGCCUGAAGGCCUUCGAAGGGGCCACCCUUCGCUAUGCUUCACUCAAACUCAACCCUGCAGCGCCAUUGGAGACGGUGGACCUCAACAAUACCUUCCCUGAUGGAGAAACAAUGUCAUUCCCAGUGCGCUCCUUGGGCUGGGUGGAGAUGGCCGAACAAGACCUGUGUGAGGGGAGAAGCAGUGUGGCGGUGCAUCAGUGUAUCAGACAACUGUCCUACUGCAGGAGAGACAUUCGAGACUCGGCUGGAGUCUGGGGAGAGGGUAAAGGGAUGCUGCUGGUGCUUCAGGACCGCAUGUUGAAUCUCGUCGACCCGGAUGAUCGAAGCCUUCUCCACUCUCAGCCAAUCAGCAACAUCCGCGUGUGGGGGGUCGGCCGGGACCACGACAGGGACUUUGCCUAUGUGGCGAGGGACAAGAACACGCGGGUGCUGAAGUGUCACGUGUUCCGAUGUGAUACGCCUGCCGCAGCCAUCGCCACCAGUCUCCACGAAAUCUGCUCCAAGAUUAUGGCUGAAAGGAAAAGUGCCAAAGCUGCAGCUGGCAGCUCCUCCCAGGCUGGCUCUGAUGUGCCCUUGCAAGAGUUCCCCAUGCCAAAGACGGAGUUGGUGCAGAAGUUCCACGUGCUCUACUUGGGUAUGACGUCAGUGUCUCGGCCCAUAGGUAUGGACAUCCUAAACGGGGCUAUUGACAGCCUGGUGUCGUCCACAGGUAAGGAGGUGUGGACUCCCGUCAUUCUCAGCAUCGCUGACACCACUCUGGCCGUCAUCAAGGAGAAGGAGGAGGAAGAAGAGGUUCUGGUAGAGUGCCGGGUCCGCUUUUUGUCCUUCAUGGGUGUUGGGCGGGACAUCCACACGUUUGCUUUCAUCAUGGACACUGGAAGCCAACACUUCCAGUGUCACAUCUUUUGGUGUGACCCCAAUGCUGGAUGUGUGUCUGAGGCUGUGCAAGCAGCGUGUGUGCUGCGGUAUCAGAAGUGUCUGGUGGCGCGGCCGCCCUCGCAACGUGCCGGCACCUCGUCCCCUCCCGCCGCCGACCCCGUGACCCGGCGGGUGAGCACCAGCGUGAAGCGCGGCGUCCAGUCUCUCAUAGACACUCUGAAAGCCAAGAAGCAGCCGUCUGAAGUCCCCCAGCAGUGACCCGGCCGCCACCCGCACCAGCACCCUCCGUCGCCAUGGUAACCAGUCAUGUACAUACAUGUUAGCUGAACGAGAAGGUGUUUUUAAUGCAGAGGAACACUUAUUCGGGCCGGGAUGUUGCUCCACUCUCUCCCAAUCAGAUGGAAGCUUCUGAAUGAAGAGGAAAGGCUUCUUGAUGGAAGCCAUUGUAACAAUAAUCCAACACUAAAUGAAUCUAGAGGAACAUAUGUAGAUAGAAGAGAUGCAUGUAAUCUUGGCGCUGGUUGAGAAUGGCGUAUUCACGAGACGAGAAGGACAGCACAAGUCGCCACUUGACCGUAAAUUGAUCCACGUCGGCACAAAAAAAAAAAACAUAAUUA
Molecule: messenger RNA, 3554 nt
Organism: Entelurus aequoreus (snake pipefish)
Lineage: Eukaryota; Metazoa; Chordata; Actinopteri; Syngnathiformes; Syngnathidae
Gene: apbb2a
Product: amyloid beta precursor protein binding family B member 2
Exons: 14
Coding region: 454-3195 (913 amino acids)
Biological process (GO): regulation of DNA-templated transcription
Cellular component (GO): nucleus; cytoplasm
Molecular function (GO): transcription factor binding; amyloid-beta binding
Source: RefSeq, a predicted model, not a curated record